UUUGUAGAAAAUGUCCCGUUUUUGAAUAGCGAACCGUUGAAUUCCAAUGAAUGUUUUUUUCCAUAUUGAUUACAGUGCAAAUUUCAAAAUGAGAAACCCAAAUGCUCGCGUUUCGUUCCUCACCCUUUCCUCUACUUCAUUCUCCACUCCCAAACCCUAGAUUUCAAAAUCUCAAAAACUCCAACUUUCACCCCCAAAUUCCAUCAUCAUCAUCAUCAUCUCCAAUGUCUUCUUGGUCAUGCAAAAAAUGCACUUUCCUCAACCCUCCGUCACAAACUUCCGAAUGCCAAAUCUGUUCAUCCUCACCUCCACCUCCAUCUCUUUCUCCCUCCGCUUCUUCUUCGUCUUCCCCAAAAUGGUCCUGCAAAUCAUGCACUCUCUUCAAUUCCUACAAAAACUCAUCUUGCCACCUCUGUGGUACUCGAAGCCACGCUCUUUCCGUUUCCACUUUUCGCGAUUUGACUGAAAUCGAACAUGAUGAUUCCGUUGGCUCUGUUUUCUUGCCUCUUCGAUCCUGCAAAAGGAAAGCCACCGAUUUUUCUGAAGAUUCUGUUCAACCACCAGAUUCUAAACGUUCCAGUGGCAGUAGUAACCCCAUUGAUCUCACCGAGAAAGAUGAUUCUGUAAAAAGGUUUAGUUCGUUGAAGAUUUUGAGUUACAAUGUUUGGUUUCGCGAAGACUUGGAGUUGCACAAGAGGAUGAAAGCUAUUGGUGAUCUUGUUCAAUUGCAUUCACCUGAUUUGAUCUGUUUUCAGGAAGUUACUCCUGAUAUAUAUGACAUUUUCAAGCGAUCCUCGUGGUGGAAUGUUUAUCAUUGUUCAGUUUCUUCGGAGAAGGCUCAUUCAAGACCCUACUUUUGUAUGCUGUUAAGCAAACUACCUGUGAAGUCUUUUUCCACCAAAUCGUUUAGCAACUCUAUAAUGGGAAGAGAGCUUUGCAUUGCUGAAGUGGAGGAUGUGAGCGGCAAGUCCUUGGUUGUAGCCACCAGCCAUCUAGAGAGUCCCAGUCCAGCCCCUCCGAAAUGGGAUCAAAUGUUCACCAAGGAACGAGUGGAGCAAGCUAAUGAGGCUCUGAACAUUCUCAAGAGGUACCCUAAUGUUGUUUUUGGGGGUGACAUGAACUGGGAUGAGAAAAAGGAUGGUCAAUAUCCUUUACAAGACGGGUGGGUUGAUGCCUGGUCUGAGCUAAAACCAAGUGAAGUUGGUUGGACGUAUGAUACCAAGUCAAACAAGAUGUUGUCAGGCAAUCGUACUCUCCAAAAACGAUUAGAUCGUUUUGUUUGUCAUUUACGUGAUCUUAAGAUAAGUAGUAUUGACAUGAUUGGGAUGGAUGAAAUACCUGGUGUUUCACACAUCAAAGAGAAGAAAGUAAGAAAUGAGAUCAAACAACUGGUACUCCCUGUUUUGCCCAGUGAUCACUACGGUCUCCUUUUGACAUUAUCUAGCAAGUAAUUGUCCCUUUUGAAAAUUCUAAUGGUGAACCCCUAAUUCACAUUGUGCUAUUUUUGUAUCUAAGGCAUGCACUACAUGCAUUUUUGUACCAUGACAGCAUGAAAUAUGUAAUGGGGUUAUUGAAAUUGACAAAUUGUACAUGGGGGAACAGGAUGCCACUUUUGCCUAAACUUUUUUAUCUACCGUAUUACCUUUUUUGUCUUAUGAAUCCAUUUUGAAAAUAUUGUAUUAGAUUUGUGUUUAUUCUAAUAUGCUUUAUGCUUUUCUCACUGGAAGACAAUGCUUUCUUCACUGCAAAUGUGAAGUGUGUUUACCAAGUAUUACUUUGCCUGAAUCUGUCCAAAUGAUAAUGCCGUAUCCAAAGUUUAGCCAAGAAGGAUCUGUGGUUUGCAUAGUGACUAGUUAAUUUCAUAUUUUUCCUUAAUGUUUUCCGUCCAUCAUUCUUUGCCUAUUGAAUAGCAUUCUUAUAUGUAAUCUAUGAUUUUUAGACUUGCUUGGGUUGGCUAGUGAUGCAAACUUCAAAAUAUUGUAAAGGCAUUUUAAAGUGAAUUUCUUUUUUCAGCAUUUGAACUUCUCUGAAGUUUCUAGAAUUGAAAAAAAUUGUCUAUUGGAUUUUAUAAUUCGGAGGUUAUUGUUAUCAGUCCCAGGGAUU
This is a messenger RNA of Vicia villosa (hairy vetch), 2103 nucleotides long. RefSeq lists its product as uncharacterized. Lineage: Eukaryota; Viridiplantae; Streptophyta; Magnoliopsida; Fabales; Fabaceae. Gene Ontology annotation, cellular component: PML body; cytoplasm. Gene Ontology annotation, molecular function: 5'-tyrosyl-DNA phosphodiesterase activity; single-stranded DNA binding. Bases 102 to 1451 code for a protein of 449 amino acids. The transcript has 4 exons. Gene Ontology annotation, biological process: double-strand break repair. The record is from RefSeq and is a predicted model, not a curated record.